Molecule: messenger RNA, 4837 nt
Organism: Drosophila ananassae
Lineage: Eukaryota; Metazoa; Arthropoda; Insecta; Diptera; Drosophilidae
Gene: wde
Product: activating transcription factor 7-interacting protein 1
Exons: 5
Coding region: 492-4463 (1323 amino acids)
Biological process (GO): regulation of DNA-templated transcription
Cellular component (GO): nucleus; transcription regulator complex
Molecular function (GO): transcription coregulator activity; protein binding
Source: RefSeq, a predicted model, not a curated record
UAAAUUAAUGUAUUUUAAAAAUUUGGGACAUCAAAAUAACAAAGUAUGUUUAUGGUACAAUUUUUUAAAUAAAAUUUUAGGAACUAUCUUUGGUUGUAAAACUUGCGCCUAGGAAGCAGGAAAUAAAUAUUUUAAGUAUUUAAAUUAAAUCUGUCUCUAGCCCAUCUGUAUCCCACAUCCCGACUGUUUCUGAUCUGUUCAGGAACUAGUUGUGUCCGGACUGGUUCUUUUCGCCCCUUUUGUUUUUGUCUGCUUCAGUCUGUUUUUCACCAUCGUUAAAGGGCAUCGGACGCAGAUGUGAUUUGAUUCUGUAAACAAAUCGCCGAAAAACUGUUAAAAACGUUCAAAAUAUUGAAAACAGCCGGUCCGCAGUAAGGACAUGUCAUAUUCUGACUUAACGUGUGAUUGUAUAGUUAAUAAAUGAGUUUUUCGUGCUGCAGGAAGAUUUCAAUGUGUCCACUUUAAGUAGAAUUCGAUAAAGAGUUUUCAAAAUGAUGGAAAUAAGCCAAAACGUAGACCUAAAGGAGCUGUCGACAGAGGGCGCUUUACUGCGGACCAUGUCCGCUGAGCUCGAUAGUGAUGUGCCGCCCCUGCCCACCCCUGCUCUUGGCAAGACCUCGAUCAGUUCCACUGCCAGUAUAAAGGAUGAAAAAAUAGCCAACGGCGAUGAAGUGGACGACACUGUGUCCGAUCCGAUAACCGAGUCAGUUAAGGAUCAAAACGCCGGCAGGGAUCUGGACGCAUUGCUGGACAAGAUAAGCUCCAUUGUCGAUCGCAGUCCCAAAAAUUCCGAUGAAUUGGAUAAUUCCGAUAAACUUUCCGAUAAAUCCGACGCUGGGUCAGAAAAUCAAAAAACAGCUGCCGAGCCAGUCGAGAAUCAGUUAGAAGGAAAAGAGGAAGAAAUAGGAGCGGAAAAGGAGAACAAAAAAGAGGAAGAUUCUUCAGCAGCAACGGAUGUAAUAGAACUCAGCAACGUGGAGACUGAAUCCGAGCUUGACGCGGAUAAUAAAAGCGAGGGCAAGGACGUUGAAGUCAUCGAAGAUCCUGACCAGGACGUGCCAGCACCUGAGAGCUCUACGGACGCGAAAGAGGAAGAGAGCGAGCCAAAGCCGGAAGAAAAUUCUACCUCAGCAGCCGAAGUGGGGGAGGACAAGACAUCGGCGAAGAUAAACACCUCGGAAGACGAGUUCGAGGACGCUUUGGACAAUAUUUCCAGUGCCGAUGAGUUCGAGGGAGCUGCUUCGCAGAAAUCCCUGAAAACAAAAGCCAAGAAGGCCGUCAAGAAACCCAUUGACAAUGAUCUAGAGGACAUAUCCUCCGAUGAUGAUGAUAUCCUCGAUGACAUAAAGGCUGAUAAACCCAAGCCACAGAGAAAGUCAUCCACAGACAUCAUAGAUCUAGACUCCUCGGACGAGUCCACGGAGGUGAAGGAGUCCGACAUUCCCAUAGAAGAUACAGACGAGAAGAAGGAGGAGGAUACCACCUCAGUUGAGCUGGUGGAAGCAGUCGAAGAGUCGAAAGCGACAGAGGAAGAGGCCCCUGAGUCGGUCGAAGAAAGUGAACCAAAGGCUGUGGAAGCCGAGGAAGAUAAAGUAGUGAAGGACCCAGAGGAAGCCAUGUGGGUUGAUGGUGAAGAGCCGAAGUUGGCGGCGGAGGAGCCGGAGGGCAAGGCCGUGGGAGAAGUUACCAACCGCACUGAAACGCAGGAAAUGAAGGAUACCAGCAUAGAUGACUUGCUACUGGAGGCCAACUCCCAGGGCUCUGGGAAGGAGAAGUCCAAGGACGAGCAGGAUGGCGACCAAGAAGCCCCCAAAGUCAAUGGGGUCUCCGAAGAUCCUUCCAGUUUGGAGGGCAAUGAGAAGGACAAAGAAAGCGAGGUGAAGAACAAAGAAACUUUAAAAGAAGCGGCUAAAGAACCCGAAUCCGACGAUGAGGUCAUUUUCUUCGAGUCCAUUGAGAAGUCCAAGAAGGCCGAGGCGAAAGAUGCGACGAACGGAGAAAGGAUCGAGAAGCCAGAGGCACCUAAACCAGUUGAGUCGAAUAAGGACGAUGAAGUAGUUCUGGUCUCAGAAGACGAGGAUGAAGAGCCGUCUGUGCAAGAAGCUGUCGAAGAAACCCCUAAGAUCCCUGACAUAGAAGCCGUAUCCACGGAAGCCCUCACUAAGCCACCUGCCGAGAAGUCCCUGCAGGUGGACAACUCCGACAAUGCCUGCGAUCAGUUCGAGAAGGUCAAGGCGCCGGUGAAGGAGAAACCCGUUUGCACGGAGAAUGGGAACAGCAAUUCGAGCAGCAACCUUCUGCGCCCAGGCGAGGAUGUCCAGGAACCGGCGUCCAAGCGGGUGCGCCUGAGCACUGAUGAGAAAGCGCCAUCCGAUCUGGAGGCAGGAGGCCUGAAAGCAGCCACUGGAGAGGGAAAAAUGGCGGUGACCAAGAGAAGCCACGACCAUUUGGACUUGGAAGGGGAUGCCAACUCCAAACCGGCCGAGGAGGUUCCCAACAAAAAACUAAAGACUGACGAGUCGGACUCGAACAGCUCCUGCGAAGGCAACUUGCAAAUCGAUCUGGACGAGCAUGCGGACAAGGACCAGAGCAAGGAGGAGGUCAAGGGUCAGGAGGAGGUCAAAGGGCAGGAGGAAACGGAGUUGGUGCUGGACCUGAAGCCCGAGCCGGAGAUCAAGGCGGAUGUGAAGCCAUUCAAAAUGGAGUUUGUUAGGAAUUUCCGCAAAAGCUUCGACCAAAUGACCCGCAACGACCUGGAGGAGCUGGUGCUGCAGAAGGUGGUCGAGGGCAUGCUGGUGAAAAGCGAGUUCGCGGACCUGCGGUCCCAGUUGGAGAAGUGCGAAAACCUGCUGGCCGCCUACCGGCGCAAGAUCGCCGAGGUAUCGAAGCAGUUCCUCGACCUCGACACAGUGCACAAGCGGGUCCUCAAGGACCUGGAGACGAAGAACUCUCACUUCACAGCCCCGGUGCGAAUAACGCGGGCCGUGGGCCUGCAAGUGGGCAUUCCGUUCAAGGCGAUGAAGCCCUCUGUAGCUGCUCCGGAGCAGCCGUCAACGUCUUCUGCAGGCAGUGGAAUGUUGGCGCCACCCAGCGGCACACCACCCAAGGCCAGCACCUCGCCAAUGCGCUUGCCCAUGAGGGCCAGACCGCCCGUACCCAGUCCCAAUACCAGCCCGCAACACCAACAGCUCGAGCAGCAGCAGCAGCGGACCAGCACCUUCGCAGGCCCAUCUCCGGCGGCAUCGCCGCCCAAUGCCGUGCCUCCGGUGCGUAGGGGCUGCAUGCAAAAGGUCACUCCCCAGCGCCCGAUCCCCUCCAACGUUCUGCCCAAGCCCCAGAUCAACAACCAGCCCAAUCUGCACCGCCUGCCAUCCUCGCCUCAGAGAGCUCUCCAAGCGUCCAAGUCCACCGGCAACACGGCCUCCAUUGCAGCAGCGGCGGCGGCCAAGGCGGCGGCCAUGCGUCAGCGGAACUCGGCUCAGAACUACAUGUCCCAGAAGCAGCAGCAGCAGCAACAGCAGCAGCAGCAACAGCAGCAGCAGCAGUCACCGCAAUACCAACCGUCUCGCCCGGGUCCCAUGCCCGGUUCCUCCAAGACGGCGCCCAAGUGCACCACCAAAGUGCGUUCCCAGGCGCCGCCCAACUCGGGAGGCAACGCUUCUGUGCCCACUUCUUCCGCCGCUGCCCCCGAGGUGCCUGCCGGCUAUGCCCUGCAGCAGCCGACCAGCUUAGCGCCGGCCAAGCCCAAGGAGAAGGCGGUCAUCGACCUGACGGACGAGGAUGAUGCCAACGCAGCUGCGAAAGCGGCCAUCGAGGCCAACGCUCGCCUGCGCCAGGCGGCCAACCUGGCGGUGAAGAGGAACGCUGUAGCAGCCGCAGCGGCAGCCCUGGCGACAGCAGGUCCGGCAGCAGCCGCCGGCCGUGCCGGCAACGGGACUGUCGUGCGAGCCUCGCCAAUGCAAUUGGCGCGUGCGAAUUCCCGCCAGAUGGUCCAAACCCCUCCAGGAGUAGCGGGCCAGCGUAAUUCGGGAGGAUCGAACGUCACUAUGCAGAUCCGGUCGGAGAACACGCCGCCGACUGCCGGGCGAUUGCGAUACUCACAUCCAGCACCACUUCCGGCGUCGCCCCUGAACCCCUUCAGUCCCGCCUGGAGGCUGCCACCGUCGCGACCGGUGAUACGGAUCAGUCUGCUGGACACGGGCAUCGUCAUUUCGUGGACCCUGGAGGACACCAGUGUGCGGUACGCCGAGUGUGUGACGUACCAGAUAUACGCCUACCAGGAGACGAUCCACGAGCCGAGCACGGACAGCUGGCGGCACGUCGGCGACGUCAAGGCAAUGCUGCUGCCAAUGGCCGUCACGCUAAACCAGUUCCAGGAAAACCAGCGCUACUACUUUGCCGUGCGGGGGGUGGACGAUCACCAGCGCUUCGGGGCGUUCAGCCUGCCCAAGACAUGGUCCUAAAUGAGCGGCGCCCCUUCUAGUAUUAGUCCCUAGGCGGACCAACCCACAUACACAUAUUUAUUAUGCCAGCAUUUUAGCUUCUUUUGAAGUCACCAUUGGGUUGCUCUGUUAGUUUAUUUCUCGAUCUUAGUCUGAAUUAUGAGUUAAUUAUUAAGUUUCGUAGCGAUUUUAAUUGUACAAUUUUAAGAAAUUACUUCGCCAAGCAGCCAAUUCUCUACAGCCGAGUCGGACUGCACUCGCAAGCCGAUCGUAGUCGUGGUCCCAAUGGGACGUCAGUAAUAAUUAGGCUAUAAACAUAUACAAAUAUGAAAUAAUACCAUCACUGAAAUAAACAUUAAAUGCCGGAAGUUUUAAACGUACAAAUAAACCACUAA